CGGAGGCUGGAGCCCGGGUCAGCUUGGCGUCUCCCUCCAGUCAGUGACCAACUCCUGCCUCAGCGAGGGUUCUGCUCGCCCCCCUCGAUUCCCUCCCAGCCUUCCUCCCGCCACCAGACCUAGCCCCGCAGUGGCAGGCUGAGGAGGAGCGAAGAAAGGAGGAUUAAAGAGAAGAAAGACCUGGCUGGGUCUGGGUGGCGUCUGCAGUGCCAGAAGGGGAGGUGGUGGCGGCGGCUGCGACCACGGCCGCGCGGGACGUGAGGCCCGAGAGCAGCCGACGGCGGCGGCCGCUCCAGAGCCUCGCGCCGGGGCCGUUAGUCAGCAGAACGCGAGCCCGUGUGGAGGAGCCGGAGCGGCGCGAGGCGAGACUCGAGGGCGCGAGCCGGCCCCCGCGUGCGCCGCCGGCCCUCCUCGCCCCGGCGCCGGGGGCUGCAGCCUUCGUCCCCCCCUCCUCGGCCGCGCCCGCCCGCAGGCCGGGAGAGUCUGGCGGCGGCGGCGGCGGCAGCGUGGGUCGCACCUUGCGGAGGACAGCGCGGCGGCAGCGGCUCUCUCCCGGCCCUUUCUUCCCGACACCUUGGCCGCGGCCCCUCAGGUGCAGGCUCCAGUAAAUAAAAAGAAUUUUGGAGAUCUUGUGUCAGCAUUUGGAGCUGCCUAAUGUGUCUGAGUAAAAAAUCAGAAGAUGAAUAAUCUUUCAUUCAGUGAGUUAUGUUGCCUCUUCUGCUGUCCACCUUGCCCUGGGAAAAUUGCUUCAAAAUUAGCAUUUUUGCCACCUGACCCAACUUAUACACUGAUGUGUGAUGAAAGUGGAAGCCGCUGGACUUUACACCUAUCAGAACGAGCAGACUGGCAGUACUCUUCUAGAGAAAAAGAUGCUAUUGAGUGUUUCAUGACUAGAACCAGUAAAGGCAACAGAAUUGCCUGCAUGUUUGUGCGUUGUUCACCCAAUGCCAAGUACACUUUACUCUUCUCACAUGGAAAUGCUGUUGAUCUUGGUCAAAUGAGCAGCUUUUACAUAGGACUGGGAUCACGGAUUAACUGUAAUAUAUUCUCAUAUGAUUAUUCUGGAUAUGGCGCAAGUUCUGGGAAACCAACAGAGAAGAACCUCUAUGCAGAUAUAGAAGCUGCUUGGCUUGCUCUUAGGACAAGAUAUGGCAUUCGCCCUGAAAAUGUGAUUAUAUAUGGCCAAAGUAUAGGGACAGUACCAUCUGUGGAUCUUGCUGCUCGCUAUGAGAGUGCUGCUGUUAUUCUUCAUUCUCCUUUGACCUCGGGAAUGCGAGUCGCUUUUCCUGAUACUAAGAAGACCUACUGUUUUGAUGCAUUCCCAAACAUUGACAAAAUCUCUAAGAUAACCUCUCCAGUAUUAAUAAUUCAUGGGACUGAAGAUGAAGUCAUUGACUUUUCACAUGGCCUCGCCUUGUUCGAGCGUUGCCAAAGACCUGUGGAGCCCCUGUGGGUUGAAGGGGCUGGUCACAAUGAUGUGGAACUUUAUGGACAGUACCUCGAAAGGUUGAAACAGUUUGUGUCACAGGAACUGGUAAAUUUGUAAAAUAUUCUGUAAAUUUACAUACUGGGUAUUCUUUCCUUGCUGAACUGCACUCUUUGGUAAAUAACAUAAAACCUGAAGGUUUUGUUUGCAAAUCAUGUCAGUUGCCUUCAUAAAUGUACAGAUAAUGAUUUGUUAACAGACUUAAUGAAGGUUUUAAUUACCAGAACUAGAAACUGGAAAUAACAGUAUCAUGCAGUCAGGCUGUGUAAUUUAUAUUUUUUCUGUGAAUUUUUUUUUAAACAUCAAAAUGAGUACUGUAUGAAAUUUUAAUUCUAUAAAAUCAAAUGCUGUAAAAGUAUUGCCAAAUGCUUUUGCAUAUCAGAAACAGAUUUAUAAAUAUUUUUAAAACAUCUCAAUGUACUAAAUCUUAUCCAGGUAUACAAAUAUAAUAUUCUUUCAAUAAAAAGCUGUAUAUCUAAAACAAAUCAAGUACUCAUAGUAGAAUAAACUGUAUGAAAACGUGCAAGUUCACUAGAGAUGACCUAAGCCCUGUUGUACAGGGAUAAGGGUUUAAACACUUAUUAUAUUGUAAAAUACAUUGAAUUUUCUGUAUUCCCUGGUUAUCAUACAUUUUCUCCUUUAAAAAAAAAAUGUAAGUCUUAAUUUUUAUGCCAACUGUUAAUUUACCGACUAGUUACCUUGUAAAUGAGAAGUCAUGAUAGCACUGAAAUUUUAACUAGUUCUGAUUUAUAGGUUUGGUACUGUGAGGCAACUACUUAAAGUUCUCAUUUUUGUUUUUUAAAAGGCAUUUAGAGCUUCAAGAAUGAUUUUUGUAUGCAAUGUUGUUUUAAAUUUUGACUAAUCUCAUAGAAUUGCUGUACUCUUCAUUAUAAGAAAACCUGAGAGCCCGUUAGAUGUUCCUCAAGACCACAAACAGGCUGGCUAUUGGGUCAAUUUUCACUUUGGCUAUUUUUAAUAGAACCUGUUGUUUUAGAUUACUAUCAGAGAAUUUCAUGGGUUUACUCCUGAUACAAGAAAUAAGAGAACAUUUAAUUCAUAACUUUUAUAUUAACCGAUGUAGUAAAAAACAAAACUCACACAUGAAAACUAAGUUGCCUUUCCUUGAAUGAAUCUUGCCUGAAUAAAGCAAUGAAAGAAAAAGAAAAAUAAAAUUAAUGGUAUGUAGUCUAAUUUGUAAAUGAAUGAAUAUUGAAAUAAUACACACUGUGGAUAUAUUUUAAGGCCUUAUGUAGUUUUAAUUGUUCUGCUUGUUCUGUGGUUAUGUCUAAGACUAUAGCAUAUGAUUCUCUUCAAAGUAUAUCAAGUAUUGUGAAUGCUUUGGUUCAGAUGUGUCAAAUUAACAGUAAAACAACAAAUAUACCACCCA
Messenger RNA from Hyaena hyaena (striped hyena), 2873 nucleotides. RefSeq names its product abhydrolase domain containing 17B, depalmitoylase (gene ABHD17B). The record is from RefSeq and is a predicted model, not a curated record. Gene Ontology annotation, biological process: protein depalmitoylation. Gene Ontology annotation, cellular component: plasma membrane; endosome membrane. The coding region runs from base 680 to 1546 and encodes 288 amino acids. Lineage: Eukaryota; Metazoa; Chordata; Mammalia; Carnivora; Hyaenidae. Gene Ontology annotation, molecular function: palmitoyl-(protein) hydrolase activity. The transcript has 5 exons.